UAGAAAGAGGCACAAAUAUACCAAGAGUAUUCUCCCUUUGUUGUUUUCUCAGCCAUGGCAUCCCAGAACCAGCUUCACUUUAUCUUGUUUCCUUUGAUGGCCCCGGGCCACAUGAUUCCCAUGAUCGACAUUGCCAAGUUGCUGGCACAGCGUGAGGUGCUUGUAACUAUCAUUACCACGCCCAUCAAUGCUCAAAGAUUCAGUAAAACUAUCAAUAGUGCAAUAGAGUCAGGGCUCCAACUCCAACUCAUCGAAAUCCGUUUUCCAUCUGUGGAAGCUGGUUUGCCAGAAGGUUGUGAAAAUAUUGACAUGCUUCCCUCGCUGAACAUGGCUGCCAACUUCUUUGUUGCACUUAACCUGUUGCGCCAAGAAGUGGAGCAAUCCUUAAAAGAGGUAAAUCCCAAGCCAAGCUGCCUGAUUUCAGACAUGGGUUUACCUUGGACGACACAAAUAGCUAAAAGGUUUGAUAUCCCAAGAUUUGUGUUCCAUGGAACGUGUUGCUUUUCGCUCUUGUGCUCUUACAAGUUACAACAUCCUAGUCUCCAGGAUUCGGAAGACAUAACCUCAGAUACAGAGUACUUUGUGGUGCCAGGCCUGCCGGACCGGAUUGAAGUUACUAAAGCUCAGACAUCAGGUGCCAUCAACGCGAACUCAUCUGCAUUGAAAGAUAUUACCGACCAAAUCAGAGAAGCCGAGGAAACAUCAUAUGGUGUGGUGAUUAAUAGUUUUGAGGAGCUGGAGCCCGAGUACUUGAAAGAGUAUCGAAAGGCCAAGGGGAAGAAAGUCUGGUGCGUAGGCCCUGUGUCAUUGUGCAACAGGGAUAACUCAGACAAGGCCGAGAGGGGAAACAAGGUUUCAAUUGAUCAAGAACAUUGCUUGAAUUGGCUGAAUUCACGCAAGCCGAGAUCAGUGGUUUAUGCAAGUUUCGGAAGCUUGUCUCGCCUGACGCCUCUGCAAAUGAUGGAGCUUGCAUUUGGUCUAGAAGCAUCAAAAAGACCUUUCAUAUGGUCGAUUGGAGGAGGCGGACAAGUAGAAGCACUAGAGGAGCUGAUUUCGGGAAGUGGAUUUGAAGAAAGGACCAAAGAGAGAGGCCUCCUGAUCAGGGGUUGGGCACCACAAGUGCUCAUACUUUCCCACCAGGCAAUUGGAGGAUUCUUGACCCAUUGUGGGUGGAACUCGACGCUGGAAGGGAUAUCAGCAGGUGUGCCAAUGGUGGCGUGGCCGCAAUUUGCUGAGCAGUUUUACAAUGAGAAGCUGAUUGUAAAAGUACUCAAGAUUGGAGUGAGCGUGGGUGUUGAAGUGCCCGUGAAGUGGGGAGAGGAAGACAAAGCGGGGAUAUUAGUGAAGAGGGAAGAUGUCAAGAAAGCAUUAUAUGAACUGAUGGACGAUGGAAAGGAAGGAGAAGAGAGAAGAAGAAGAGCAACAGAGCUUGGGGAGAAGGCCAAGAAGGCAAGUGAAGAAGGCGGCUCUUCUCACAAGAAUAUGACAAUGCUAAUCCAAGAUGUCUUGGAACAGCAAAGCUAAGGGAAGUAGCAAAAUGAAAACACAGGCAUGCUGGUGGACUAAGAUUUCCUGAAUAAUAUUUAUUAUCUGUACGAUUAUCUAUGACAAGUAAAGCAUUCGGUUUCUAUCUAAAUUUGCUCCACGAAACCAUACUUUCUUUUUUUUUUGGGAUCCAGAGU
Coffea eugenioides is the source of this 1682-nucleotide messenger RNA. Its product is annotated as UDP-glycosyltransferase 73C3-like. Lineage: Eukaryota; Viridiplantae; Streptophyta; Magnoliopsida; Gentianales; Rubiaceae. Gene Ontology annotation, molecular function: UDP-glycosyltransferase activity. The record is from RefSeq and is a predicted model, not a curated record.